Orcinus orca (killer whale) is the source of this 5497-nucleotide messenger RNA. RefSeq names its product syntaxin binding protein 5L (gene STXBP5L). Gene Ontology annotation, molecular function: syntaxin binding; GTPase activator activity; myosin II binding. Lineage: Eukaryota; Metazoa; Chordata; Mammalia; Artiodactyla; Delphinidae. The coding region runs from base 166 to 3870 and encodes 1234 amino acids. The transcript is spliced from 30 exons. The record is from RefSeq and is a predicted model, not a curated record. Gene Ontology annotation, cellular component: cytoplasm; SNARE complex; plasma membrane. Gene Ontology annotation, biological process: regulation of protein secretion; regulation of exocytosis.
ACUGCCUGCUCCGGUAGGACCUCGGAGAGCGCCGGACGCCGCUACCAGAGGGACUGGAGAAGCGGCCGGAGCGGGGCCGGACCGACGCCUGCGAGCCCGCAUCCCUCCGCACCCACAGCUUUCCGGGCUGGCAGGCGGAUAGUAGCGGCUGAGUAAGUUUUUAAAAUGAAGAAGUUUAAUUUCCGAAAAGUUUUGGAUGGCUUAACUGCCUCCUCCCCUGGCAGUAGUAGCAGCAGUGGCAGUAACAGUGGUGGCGGGGCUGGAAGUGGUUCCAUGCAUCCAGGAGGGACUGCAGGGGUUCUCAGAGAGGAGAUUCAGGAAACCUUGACUUCAGACUAUUUCCAGAUUUGUAAGACAGUUCGGCAUGGUUUUCCUUAUCAGCCCACAGCAUUAGCCUUUGAUCCAGUUCAGAAAAUCUUGGCUAUUGGGACGAGAACUGGUGCUAUACGAAUACUUGGGAGACCUGGCGUUGAUUGUUAUUGUCAACAUGAAAGUGGUGCAGCUGUUCUGCAGCUCCAAUUCUUGAUCAAUGAGGGUGCUUUGGUCAGUGCAGGUUCAGAUGAUACACUUCAUUUGUGGAACCUUAGACAAAAAAGGCCAGCUGUUCUUCAUUCUCUUAAAUUUAACAGAGAACGAAUUACUUACUGUCAUCUACCUUUCCAGAGUAAAUGGCUCUAUGUUGGAACAGAAAGAGGAAAUACACAUAUUGUAAAUAUUGAAUCUUUCAUUCUUUCUGGAUAUGUUAUCAUGUGGAACAAGGCAAUUGAACUAUCCACAAAGACUCAUCCAGGUCCAGUUGUACAUUUAAGUGAUAGCCCAAGAGAUGAAGGGAAACUGCUAAUAGGUUAUGAAAAUGGUACUGUAGUAUUCUGGGACUUGAAAUCUAAAAGAGCAGAACUGAGAGUUUAUUAUGAUGAGGCUAUUCAUUCAAUUGAUUGGCAUCAUGAGGGCAAACAAUUCAUGUGCAGCCAUUCAGAUGGUAGCUUGACUUUAUGGAACCUGAAAAGCCCAAGUCGUCCUUUCCAGACCACAAUUCCACAUGGAAAAACUCAAAGAGAAGGAAGAAAAUCUGAAUCUUGCAAACCAAUUCUUAAAGUAGAAUACAAAACCUGUAGAAACAGUGAACCAUUCAUAAUAUUUUCUGGUGGGCUGUCCUAUGACAAAGCUUGCAGAAGACCAAGUUUAACCAUCAUGCAUGGAAAAGCAAUUACAGUGCUUGAAAUGGAUCAUCCUAUUGUUGAAUUUCUAACUUUAUGUGAAACACCCUAUCCAAAUGAAUUUCAAGAACCCUAUGCCGUUGCUGUACUUCUGGAGAAAGAUCUCAUUGUAGUUGAUCUGACACAAAGCAACUUUCCUAUCUUUGAAAAUCCAUAUCCUAUGGACAUUCAUGAAUCACCAGUUACGUGCACAGCAUACUUUGCUGAUUGCCCACCAGAUUUGAUUCUAGUGCUCUACUCUAUAGGAGUCAAGCAUAAAAAACAAGGAUACAGUAAUAAGGAGUGGCCAAUCAGUGGAGGAGCUUGGAACCUUGGCACACAGACAUAUCCAGAAAUUAUUAUUACUGGUCAUGCAGAUGGAUCGAUAAAGUUUUGGGAUGCUUCUGCAAUAACACUGCAGAUGCUGUACAAGCUAAAAACUUCAAAAGUGUUUGAAAAACAGAAGGUAGGAGAAGGAAAACAAACAUGUGAAAUUGUAGAGGAAGAUCCAUAUGCCAUUCAGAUGAUCCACUGGUGUCCAGAGAGCAGAAUAUUCUGUGUAUCAGGAGUCUCUGCAUAUGUCAUAAUUUAUAAAUUCAGCAGACAUGAAAUUACAACAGAAAUAGUGUCAUUAGAGGUACGACUUCAGUGUGAUAUUGAAGAUAUUAUUACGCCAGAACCAGACACAAGUCCUCCAUUUCCUGAUCUCUCAUCCCAGCUUCCUUCUUCAAGGAGUCUUUCUGGGAGCACUAACACUGUGGCUAGUGAAGGAGUAACGAAGGAUAGUAUCCCAUGCCUCAAUGUUAAGACACGACCAGUGCGGAUGCCUCCAGGGUAUCAAGCAGAACUUGUUAUUCAGUUGGUCUGGGUGGAUGGUGAACCUCCACAACAGAUUACUAGCCUUGCUGUAAGCUCGGCAUAUGGAAUAGUUGCAUUUGGGAACUGCAAUGGGUUGGCUGUGGUGGAUUUUAUACAGAAGACAGUACUGUUAAGCAUGGGGACCAUUGACCUAUAUAGAUCAAGUGACCUGUACCAACGACAACCACGGUCUCCUCGAAAAAACAAGCAGUUCAUUGCAGACAACUUUUGCAUGCGUGGCCUGUCUAACUUUUAUCCUGAUUUAACGAAACGGAUCCGUACUUCCUACCAGAGUUUAACUGAGCUGAAUGACAGUCCAGUUCCCCUGGAACUUGAGCGUUGCAAGUCUCCCACUUCAGGACUUGCUACCAGAACUCCCGAGGCAGCACCAGGCUUUUAUAGGAAUGAAAUACCAGCUGUGAGACAGAGGAAUCAAGUACAUCACUUGCCAGUUAAAGGAUCAAGAAAGUUAAGUCUGCCAACAGAUCUUAAGGCUGAUCUUGAUCAUGUAAAUGGACACUGCACAAGUCCAACUUCUCAGAGUUGCAGUUCUGGAAAACGUCUUUCCAGUGCUGAUGUUUCAAAAGUAAAUCGCUGGGGUCCUGGAAGACCACCAUUUCGAAAAGCACAGUCAGCUGCUUGCAUGGAGAUUUCUUUGCCAGUUACAACAGAAGAAAGUCGAGAAAAUUCCUAUAAUCGCUCGAGAAGUUCUAGCAUCUCCAGUAUUGACAAAGAUUCUAAAGAAGCGAUUACAGCACUAUACUUCAUGGAGUCCUUUGUUCGGAAAAAUGACUGUACUAUCUCCCCUUGUUUGUUUGCUGGAACUAGUCUGGGAAUGGUGUUAAUCAUCUCCCUAAACCUACCUUCAGCAGAUGAACAAAGAUUUACAGAGCCAGUCAUGGUAUUGCCAAGUGGUACAUUCCUCUCAUUGAAAGGAGCUGUCCUAACAUUCUCCUGUAUGGACCGAACUGGCAGAUUAAUGCAACCACCAUAUGAAGUCUGGAGGGAUCCAAACAACAUAGAUGAAAAUGAGAAAUCUUGGAGAAGAAAGCUGGUCAUGAACUGCCCCUCUCCAUCCCAAGAAAUAGGAGAUCAUCAGUAUACAAUAAUCUGCUCAGAAAAACAAGCCAAAGUCUUCUCACUGCCUUCUCAGACUUGCCUCUAUGUUCACAACAUCACCGAGACAUCUUUUAUACUGCAAGCAGAUGUGGUGGUCAUGUGUAACAGUGCCUGCUUGGCAUGCUUUUGUGCCAAUGGGCAUAUCAUGAUAAUGAGCCUACCUAGUCUUCGCCCAAUGUUGGAUGUUAAUUAUUUGCCACUGACAGACAUGAGGAUAGCACGGACGUUUUGUUUUACCAAUGAAGGACAGGCAUUAUACCUUGUCUCUCCUACUGAAAUUCAGCGGUUAACAUACAGCCAAGAGAUGUGUGAUAAUCUACAGGACAUGCUAGGAGAUUUGUUUACUCCCAUAGAGACACCAGAAGCUCAAAACAGAGGCUUUCUCAAAGGACUGUUUGGUGGAAGUGGACAAACAUUUGACAGAGAAGAGCUCUUUGGGGAAGCUUCAGCAGGAAAAGCAUCACGCAGCCUCGCACAGCACAUUCCUGGACCAGGUGGUAUAGAAGGGAUGAAAGGUGCUGCCGGAGGGGUGAUGGGAGAGCUGACUCGUGCACGGAUCGCACUUGAUGAGAGAGGACAGAGGCUAGGAGAGCUGGAAGAGAAAACUGCAGGCAUGAUGACCAGUGCAGAAGCAUUUUCCAAACAUGCACAUGAGUUAAUGCUGAAAUAUAAGGAUAAGAAAUGGUACCAAUUCUAAACUUCUAAAGAAGCUAUGACUGCUUUGAGAAACCAUUAUUCAGGGAAACCAAAUUUAUUCCCGGCAUCACUAUUCAACUGCUAGAAGACAGUUUCUUCCACAAAAUGUUCCAUUACAGUCCAUCUGAAGUUAUCAUAAGGGAGACUUAUCGGAGACACUGUACAACCCAAAGGCUGGAACCCUGGUUAAAACCCCAAGAUAUGGCUGAAUUUGCCUCUUCCCACGUGGAAUGGAGCUAUCAUCUUGGCAUGUCGUUUGCUAAGGAUUUACAUUUAGGAACUACGGGGAGUCCUGAUUUGAAAAAAUCCUGUACAAACAAAAACCAUUAAUGCACUUAAUGAAAAAAAUUUUUGCAUGAUAAAUUAACAUCUUAAGAGGAAAAGAAAAAAAAAGCAUGUUGUGACAGAAGAAAAAAAGAUUUAUGGUAAACUAUUUUUAUAAAUUGGACCACACCUGACAAUUUAAAAAAAUCUGUGUUAGAAGAUAUCAGUGCAUUUCAAGUACAUUUGCAAUACCCAACUGAAAAAACAAACAAAACCAGACUUUUCUUUUCAUCUAUAACUUUCAUUAUACUAGGACAUUAUUGAAUUCUUAUGGCAAGAGUCUGAUUAACAUUCUUCUCUCUCCAUAAUAUUUUACAUUAUUCACAGUUUUUGGUCAUAAUCAAAUAUUGCCAGUACAGUAAAUUAUUCCUAACACAAUUAUAUCCAUUUCUAUCACCUUCAGAACAAGUUGCUAUUUUUAGUCACAAACCGUGCAGGGUUGGGUCACCUCGAAGCAUUUUUUCAGCCUGGCUUAUACUCUGCAGGGGAGUUGACAAUAGGUUUGGGGAAACUAGACUUACAGGAACAAUGUAGUUAGCUUUGAGAACUGAUUUCACUCACUCUGGUUUCAGGUUCUAAAGUGAUAUAUUUUUAAUGCUCCAUUUGUAUCCUUGUCUGCCAAUUACACAGUAUAUUACUGUUCAAUCCCAGUGGGGUCUUCAAUUCAAAGGUGCUCUUGCAGCCUGACACUCACAGACCAAACUGGUCAUUCUCUUUAGUCUGAUUCAGUAAAACCUCAGUUAAUGUUUUAGGAAAGGGAUUCUGACAUUUCUGAUUAACAAGGGCUUUCAUUAGAAAUUACUUUUUGGUUCAAUACUUACUAUUGAAAAUUGUUAUGAAGUGGUGGUGUUUUUGCUAUCUUGGCUUUAGUCACCAUUAUGAACAACAGAAAUUUUAUCACUCAACAGGCUAAAUAACAUGAGCCAUAGGAUUAUGUCAACAGAUACCAAAUACCUAUUCCUUAUUAAAAGCUCUUUUAAAAAUGGAAUGAAGAGGCUGCCCUGGUGGCGCAGUGGUUGAGAAUCUGCCUGCUAAUGCAGGGGACACGGGUUCGAGCCCUGGUCUGGGAAGAUCCCACAUGCCGUGGAGCAACUAGGCCCAUGAGCCACAACUGCUGAGCCUGUGCGUCUGGAGCCUGUGCUCCGCAACAAGAGAGGCCACAAUAGUGAGAGGCCCGCAUACCGCGAUGAGGAGUGGCCCCCGCUUGCCACAACUAGAGAAAGCCCUGGCACAGAAACGAAGACCUAACACAGCAAAAAUAAAUAAAUUAAUAAACUCCUACCCCCAACAUCUAAAAAAAAAAA